Molecule: messenger RNA, 651 nt
Organism: Rotaria socialis
Lineage: Eukaryota; Metazoa; Rotifera; Eurotatoria; Philodinida; Philodinidae
Source: the annotation of a GenBank genome assembly
AUGAAUGCACGAUCACAAACAUUUGAAUUUGCAGUCGAAGGUCGACAAAUAGACGAAGUUGUUUCUUGUAUGUUUCAUAGUAUUUUAUUUCAUCGUUGUGUUGGAAAGUAUCAUACAAACGGUGAAGAUAGUUAUUCAGUUGGAACUUUAGGCUAUACUGAUGUCGACUGUGAUUAUAUUGAUUUUACAUAUCUACAAGUAACUAGUCAAGAACUUCAACGUACUGUCGCUGAAAAGAUUAAUCAAUUCCAUGAUAAACUUCGUUCGUCAGAAUCAAAUCGCAGUGGACAGAUUACCCUGGAGUUUUAUCAGAAGAAAAAAUCUCGCUGGAUGUUUAAACCAGAAGAGAUUCCAUGGGAAAUAUGGACUAUUAAAAUUGAACAAAUGCAAUUAUCCAGUGAAAAUGAACGACAAUUUAUGCGUGAAAAACUUUCUGAUUCACUUACAGAACGUAUUUUUCAAAUAACUGAAAUAAUUAAUAAACCUGAUUAUGUACCUAAACCACCUCAUUUAUCUGAACUCGAUUUAGUUUUUGAUACAUCAUAUACUGAUAUUCAACCAUAUUUAUUUAAAAUUCAUUUUAGUGAUUCACCAACCAUUGUCAACCACAUGAAAACAAUGAUUAAAGAAGCAUUCAAUACAUCCCUCUAA